AUGGCGCGCGCGCUGCUGUUGGCGCUGACGUGCGCAGCGGCUGCGUCGGCCGCGCGCUAUGUCGACUACUCGGGCGUGAAGAUGCCGGCGUACGGCAGCGUGGCCGCCGGGGACUACGACGCGCCACGUGAAGGUGGCGCGCCGGCGUCGGACGACUACCGCGGCCAAUCCCCGGACGCGCCCGCCUCGCCCGACUACAAAUACGAAGAGGAACCACGCAUUAAAACUGAGAAGCCCAUGAAAGAUUCCGAUGAUUCAGAAGUGUGGAGAAAACCAGGGAGAAAACAAAGAGGAUUGAUUAGAACCAUGGAUAGUGCGACUGCAGACGUUAUCCACAAGUUCGAGCGGGACGAGGAGGAGUUCCCUAAGUUGAGGCCCAAUCACCGCUACGCCAAGCACCGGAGUCGGCUCAAACACGAGGGCCCUAGAGACGAAGAGUCGCCAUCCAGACGUCCAGUAAAAUAUAGUCGAGAUAGGAAAGAUGUUGUUAGUGAUAUAGAUAGAAAAGACUAUUUCCAUUUAGAUAAAGAUGACUUUCCAGAUGAUAAGAGUAAAGAAUUUGACGAUGAUGUUAAAUUUUUAAACGAAGCUACCACUAGGCGCCGGAGGAAACCGAGGGACAGGCAGAUGAAGAGAAAGAGUAGCGACCUCGACUUAGCGUACGACGACGAGGCGGACGUGGACCGGCGCAUGAAGGGCGACGUAGACAAGGAGCCACCACGCCGCACCCGGCCACCCGACGCGCGGCCCGCUGACCGCUUCCGCACCUUGGUUGAGGAUGAAGACGAGGACAUGGCGAGAGGGCAGCCCGCCAACAAGUUGCGGCCUAAAUCGUACGACGACUAUGACGACUACUAUGACAUGAAGAGAGUCAAUAGUAUCAAAAGCAAACUGCCCUCGCUUCUUCGAAGAACAACAGAGAGGGCUCAUCGGCCGACGCCUACAAGCUACCUGGACAAGCUGUGGACCAACCGGCGCAUGUUGCCGCCCGGACGCAAGCGCUACGACGACGACGACGACGAGCAAGCAGACAACCUCCUCGAGCAUAGCCACCGCGCGUCGCAUGCCACCGCCACCACAGAGCGGACCCCGCCCUCCACCACCACCCCCUCUACCACCACUACGACCACCAUCCGUAUCACCACCACUUCUGUAAUCACCACCACCGCAAUUAGCACUGCUGCCAACGUCUACGUCAACAACACGGAGCUAUCACUUGCCGAAAAAUCCAGACUAUCCAUCUUGAAGAAAGACCAACGGAAGGAAGGUCUACACAUCGACCCCCCUACGAAGAAGCCGCCGGUACUGCUGCAAGUGACGCGCUACGUGCCGACGGUGGUGAUGGUGGAGCCGCCCUCCAGUAUUAUACCAUGGAUGCGCGCGAGCGAGGUCUCCGACGAUAAUCCCGAGCGAAUCAUCCGAGUGAAGAAGUUGAUGCGACAUAAGUUGGUCUCCAGCUCCAAGAACAUCAACGAGCUCACCGAAAAUUGGGACCAGCAGGUUUGCGACUAUGUCGACACAGCGCUCCUCGAUGAUGCGUGCCCACUCCGGCUACAGCGCACGUCCUGCUGCAUACUGAUAGCUCUCGCUUGUACCUUCCUUAAUACCUUUCUAAUCAAUGAUAUAUGUUUACAUGUUUAA
Messenger RNA from Spodoptera littoralis (African cotton leafworm), 1641 nucleotides. Lineage: Eukaryota; Metazoa; Arthropoda; Insecta; Lepidoptera; Noctuidae. The record is from the annotation of a GenBank genome assembly.